AUGCUGGACAUUCUCGAGAGGUGCAUAAACGAGGACAGGGGGAAGGGGGGUGCGGGGCUGCGGGUGUGCCGGAUCGACGGCGGACACAGCGACCUCGAGAGACAGCACACCAUCGCGCGUUUCAACGCCAACAACAAGAUCUCCGUUUGCCUCGUCAGCACCGGGGCCGGCGGCACCGGCAUCACCCUGACGGGGGCGGACCGUGUGAUCCUGUCCGAUCCCUCCUGGAAUCCAGCGGACGACAUGCAGGCUGUUGAUCGAGCCUACCGCAUCGGGCAGAAGCGUGACGUGAUUGUUUACAGGAUGAUCGCGGCAGGCACGGUGGAGGAAAAAAUGUACGAGAAACAGAUAUUUAAGGAUGGUUUGAGGCGGACGGUGAUGGGCGGUACCGUGAAGCGGAAGAAGAACGUGCGAUACUUUUCAAGGUCGGAGUUGAAGCAGCUCUUUACCCUCUACCCCGCGGGAGCCUGCCGGGUACUGGACCAGCUGAACCAGAUGCACGGCCCUCUCAGCGGCAGGCUGGAGGCCGCGGAAAGCCGCGCCCAGCGCGACAUCUCGCUCGACGGGCACCUGGACUUCGUGUGCGGCCUGCGGGGUGCCUAUGGCGCAAGUGCCCACGGGGACGGCCUCCCGAAAAUCGUCCAGCAACCGGCAGCCGAGGGCGAUAGCGGUAUCGGCGGCGGCGGCGAGGGUGGCUGGCACACGAGAAACCAGAUCGACGAGGAGGAGGACGAGAGCGACGUCGAGGACAGCGACGGCGCCGGCGACGGCGCGAGGGGGAUGCGCGGCGGCGGCAUGCACGGGUUGCUCGAGGAGGACCUGAUCGCCCUGGAGCUAGAUCUCGACGACGGCGAUGAUGAAGAUGACGAUGACGAUGACGGAGGCGCGACGAUGGCCCCGCGGCCGGCCGGUAGGAAGGGGAAAGGGCCGUCGCGGUUACUCCGCCGCCAUCAGCCGUCAGGGACGGAGUCUUCUUCUUCCAGCGACGACGUCGUGGAGGGUGGGAGUAGACCGGUGCUGGACUUGAGCGUGGCGGGAGCGGACCGGUCGACGGCGAUCGCGCUCAGCGGGGACUCGGAUUCCGAGUGCGAGUUCGGUGGUGUUAGCAAGGGCCACGACGUUGUCGAGUUGAUGGACGAUGACGACGACGAUGGCGGCGGUGGCCGUGCAGAUGGUGAGGUGUCCGUGGGGUUACCGCGAACCCCAGUUGCUAUCAACGACAGCGGUGGUGCCUGCAGCAGCGGCAGCGUCGAAGCUUCUCGAGAAGGCCUCGGGACCCCCGAAAGCUGGUCGGUGUCAACCCCGCCCCCCGGGUCGCCUCCGCCUAUUGGUGGGGGAUCGGCGCACAACGAUAGCCCGAUGAGUACUGGCGGCGGCGGGUGCGAGUCUUCCGGGAGCAAUUCCCGACCGCUGUGGGAGUGGAACGACCAAGAAGAGAUGGGGUACGAGGAGGAGAAAGAGACGGUGGGAGGAAUUGAAGAGCCCGGGGACUCGGCAUCGGCAUCCUCGCCGUUCACGUCUGGUCGCAGCAUCGUCGGUGACUUCAGCGGCGGCACGUCUCCCGCCUUCUCCGCUAAGAAGGAAGAGGAGGGAGAGGCGUCGGCUGCAGUCCGGGCCGGCAGAGAGAGAGCCCGGCGAUGGGCCAACGAUGAGCUCGGUGUUAGCCCCGUGGCCUCGUCUUCUCCAUCUGGUAGAGGCGGUGGUGGUGGCGGCGGAAGCACCGUCGGAGACACCGCUGAAGAGGGCGAAACCUUAAGGCGAGCGAGCGAUGCUUCGAAGAAGGUUUCCGCUGCGAGGAAGAGGGCGAGGGAGUUUGCGGUGGAGGAGCUCGGGGCGGAGAUGGAGGGUGACGGCCGUCAUGGUCUGAGCAGCUCGUACUCCUCAGGAGACGACGAUGACACGGAAAGGUGUAACCCGCGUGAUGUGCAAGUGGAGGAGGAACAACAGCAUGGGGGCUAUCGUAGCUCGGAUGAUUCUAUGGAUGGUGGCGUGGAGGCGGUAGCGUUGUACGACGGAGGGGGGAGCGAUGAGGGUGACGGCGUAGACCGUUCAUCAACGGGAGGGAAUGCCGAAGAUGGGUGCGGUGCCGAGGAGGAGGAAACCGUCCGGGACGGAAGCUUUAGCUCAGCCAUAGUGAUGGUGGACUCGUCUUCCUCCCCCGCUCGUGCGGCGGCACCAGGAGAGCCGACGGCAACGGCAGACGACAGCCCCGGUACCACCACCACCACCAGCGGCAGGAGGUGGAACGACGGCAAUGCCGCGGCGCCCUACUGUUCCUCCUUCCCGCCACUGGUCGGCGGGGAGGAGGGGAACGAAGCGGUCGGAGAUCAGUCGCUUCCGAACGACCACCUUCUGUUGGCGACGCCGACGCCGAACAACGGGGAUGGUGAUGAUGGUGGUCCCACGCCAGCGCUUGACGCAACGGGUCGGGGGGGCUACGGCGGUGCUUGGCCGCAGAGCGUUAGAAGCAGCGUUAGUUCGAGGUCCAGCUACGCGACUGCGGGCUCGAGUCACCCGCAGGACGUGGACGGGGUGGCAGCCGUGGCGGCAGAAUCAAGAGGGGAUGAAAGCUUGGGAGGGCACGAACGUGGCGACGGUGAUGUCGGGAGUUCAAGCAGACCGAAGGCAUGCUUUGCUUCUCCUUCUUCUGGCGGGGGGGGGGCUGAGAGGAGCCCAGACGGAGGAGCAGCGUGCGACAAGGGCCAGCGCAGCGGCAGCAAGGGAUUGCAGGAAGCGCCGGUGGAGUUUUCUCCCGUCCCUCCCGCUCCUACUUCAGCCCCAUCGUCUCCUGCGGCUGCUGCGGCUGACGGUGCUCAUUUCGCACCCCCGGCGGCGGCGGCGGCAGCAGCGGUCUGCGCGGCUCACAAGGCGGUUGCCGAGAGCGCCGGUUUCACGUGUCGCCGGUGCUCGUGUGCCGCGGGCGCGGAGGCGGCGGAGCAGGCGAAGGGCCUGCUGUUCGAGGCCUGGUCGAACGAGAGGGAGGGAGACAUGUACGCGGCGAUGGGCGUGUGCCUCGAGGCGAUAAAGCUGUGCGAUGAGGACAUGGAGCUGCACAAGACGAUCUCGCGCAUCGGCUCCCGCAUGGGUUGUCUGUCGUAG
Ectocarpus siliculosus is the source of this 3099-nucleotide messenger RNA. The record is from the annotation of a GenBank genome assembly. Lineage: Eukaryota; Phaeophyceae; Ectocarpales; Ectocarpaceae.